Melopsittacus undulatus (budgerigar) is the source of this 611-nucleotide messenger RNA. It is a transcript of the gene PRAM1, whose product is annotated as PML-RARA regulated adaptor molecule 1. Gene Ontology annotation, cellular component: plasma membrane. Bases 1 to 504 code for a protein of 167 amino acids. The transcript is spliced from 8 exons. NCBI's taxonomy places the organism in Eukaryota, Metazoa, Chordata, Aves, Psittaciformes, Psittaculidae. The record is from RefSeq and is a predicted model, not a curated record. Gene Ontology annotation, molecular function: protein binding. Gene Ontology annotation, biological process: T cell receptor signaling pathway; integrin-mediated signaling pathway; protein localization to plasma membrane.
AUGGGGGGUGAAGAUGAGAUAUAUGAUGAUGUGGAGCCUGCUGGGCUCAUCAGGAGAGCCCAAGGAUUCCCACUGUCCUCCACGUGCCAGGCACCAGCAACUCCCUGCCCCAGAGGAGGUGGAGACGCCGGUCGAGCCUCCAAUGGGUUUGCCUUGCUGGCGGCUGCACAGAGAGAAGCCCAGGUCCCCCGGAAGAUGAAGCCAAUGACACUCAAGGAAUGCAAGAAGGAAGAGAAGGCAGACAGGGAGUUUCAGAAGAGAUUCAAGUUUGAAGGAAGCAUCAAUGUCCUGACUCAGAUGAUGGUGGACCCUGCGGUGACAGAGAAAAGGGGCGGAGGGAAGAACCUGCCGCUGAGACGAGGAGAGAUUCUCGAUGUUCUUCAGUUUACAAACCAGGAGCAAAUCCUCUGCAGGAACAGCCAGAGGAGGUAUGGCUACGUGCCCCGGGCUGUGAUGCUACACCUGGACACUGACAUCUAUGAUGAUGUUGAGAUUUACGGGUGAGGAUCCAUGGCUAAAACCAAAGGCACAAGACACCAUCAACAGAGACCUCCCCAAGGGUCAAAACAUGAUCCAGGUCACACCUUCUCUGUCACUUUGUUUUGUCUGUG